AUGUGCAAACGUGCUACUCGGGCUCGACUUCGAGUCAGAUGUGUUCCUCCUCGUCAGCCAGGAGCCCCUUGUACACCUACUGAUGCUCAGAAUCCAGUUGUAAGUCCAAUCCUAAGACUGGUCGAUGCCUUCACACAAAUUAACCAGAACGGUAAUAUAUGCAUAAUGGACGAGUCCUGUACGGUAUUCAACAGGUCUAUACCUACAGGAAUCACCUUCAACUUCACAACACCGAUCUCAUGUCAAGAAGCGAUCAAUCAAGAAAUUUUAGUAGACGACGAUAUACGACAGUGUGAAGCCGAAGCCAACGUAGAACAGCCUCAAGUCAAAGUGAAAUGUGUGCAUCCGCCAGGCGCCUCACCAAGAUGCUGCUGUGAUGUCUAUAUUCGUCCUUCACAUCUCGUUGUCGCAUGCGGCUGUGAGUCGACAGCUGACCAAACAUCGAUCAGCUCUUGUUCACAAGCUUUGAUCAGUGAUGAUCUCGCAAGAUGUACAAUGUCAAAGCAGUUUUCUGCAAGUAAGUAA
Molecule: messenger RNA, 525 nt
Organism: Haemonchus placei
Lineage: Eukaryota; Metazoa; Nematoda; Chromadorea; Rhabditida; Trichostrongylidae
Source: the annotation of a GenBank genome assembly